AUGCAUAGAGUUGUUCAGCUGGUUGAUAUCGAGAAUGAGAUACUGAAGCUAAGACUGCAGGGCCUGAACUCAGACACUGAUAUCAGGCUGUGGAGAGGAGUUGGAGAUUUAUUUAAGCCUAAGUUUGAUACGCACCAGACAUGGCAGCUGACAAGAGAGCAGACGCCACGAGUUCAUUGGUUCAACGCUGUAUGGUUUCGAGGAGCCACUCCUAAAUACUCUGUUAUCACAUGGCUAGCAGUCCAUGACCGCUUGGCAACAGGAGCACGAGUUCAAAGAUGGAGUCCGCAGACGGAUGCUCACUGUGUCUUAUGCUCAGGCCAUUUGGAAACUCGAGAACAUCUGUACUUCAGUUGUUCAUAUUCAAAGAAGAUUUGGAGGGACUUAACAGCUUCUCUGAUGGGAUCAAGGUAUACAGAGGUCUGGAGCAGCAUUCUUGAAAUCUUGGCCGAGAAUAGAAGGAGCAGCACUGACUGUUUCUUCUCCGAUAUGCUUUCCAAUGCUCUAUUCAUACCAUAUGGAGAGAGAGAAAUGGAAGAAAACAUGGAGAAGCUCACCAGACCUCGACGUCUCUGCUGA
Raphanus sativus (radish) is the source of this 579-nucleotide messenger RNA. RefSeq lists its product as uncharacterized. NCBI's taxonomy places the organism in Eukaryota, Viridiplantae, Streptophyta, Magnoliopsida, Brassicales, Brassicaceae. The record is from RefSeq and is a predicted model, not a curated record. The coding region runs from base 1 to 579 and encodes 192 amino acids. The transcript has a single exon.